Topomyia yanbarensis is the source of this 3621-nucleotide messenger RNA. RefSeq lists its product as uncharacterized. The transcript has 6 exons. Lineage: Eukaryota; Metazoa; Arthropoda; Insecta; Diptera; Culicidae. Bases 170 to 3547 code for a protein of 1125 amino acids. The record is from RefSeq and is a predicted model, not a curated record.
UAUUCCAGGAUUCUUCUAUGAAAGAUGACACUAAGCAGGCCUUGAUUAGCUGCCUAUAAAAGAGAAAAAUGUUUCGCGCUUGACCGAAAAUCCCAGUAAGCCUUUGUAUCACCCCAGUCGAGCUGUCAAGUGCACGUAAUCGCCAGGAUCCGGCAUCCCAAUUAUCGGUAUGUCAUACACUACACAAAGGGAUUUUUUCAACGUAACAUUCCGUAACGAGGAUCCAAAGCCCCCGGAACGCAAACGAAGCGAUGGAGCCCUCAUGACAUACGAAUUCUGCACCGACGGCCGGGCAUGGGCUUUGGACAAGGAGAAACGAUCCAAAUACAUUCUCGAUGUUGUUCACAAGGCCCGUUUCAAAAAAGCAGUCUUGCAUCCAGAUGGCCAGUUCGAGUUAUCCAAGAAUUAUCUACUAAACAUGGAGGUAGAUGAUUUGGCAAACUACAUCGUAAGUUUGCAGGCUGAAGUCAAACGAAAGAAUGAAACUGUACAACAAUUAGAGGAAACCCGACGGGUGCUUGGCGAACAGCUCGACUCGGCUCAACAACAAUCGCAGGAUCGGAUCCUAAUUCAACAGCAAUCUGCGAUUUUGCAACAAGAGCGCAACGAGUUCGAGCAACAAAUUGACGACCUGGAGGAAGCAAUAAUUUGUCUGAAAGACCGUGCCGAUCGUUACGAUCUGCUUGCAAAAGAAAACGAACUACUUCGAUGUCAGCUGCAGAAACAUCGCGCAGAAGUGGCCAACAAAAUGCAAUUGGCCCACGCAGAAGCGGAAGCCAACUUUAAUCGAAUGCGUGCAAAUGACUGUGAAAAAUUAGAAGCAGAAUUGAUUAUUUUCAAGGCGGAGUACGAAGAGCUUCGAAAGCAAAAACGUGAGUUGAAAGAGCAGCUCCAAAAAUCUUCAAUCUGUAAGGUAAGGUUGUCAGAACUAAAGCGACAACUUGCCACGGAGCAAGCUGAGCGAGAAAAGGUCGAGGAACGAAUGGAACACUUGUUGGCAAUUUACGACAAGCAGUAUCAAGAACUACAACGUAAGAGUGAUUAUAUCGUUGAGUCUAAUCAGCGAAUGGAAAGAAUUCACUACGAUCAACGCUGGGAACAGGAUCACGGAGUGCCAGUCAUAGAGGAACCUCUAACGGCGAAGUCAUCUCACCAAACUCUCUUUAAACCGUCGGCAUCAGCUGAGUUGUUGGUCGAAAGCUGCGCGAAUUGCCAGCGAAUGGAAGCAGAAAUCGCAAGGUUGAAAAACUUGCAGGACGACGUCAGUAAACGUGACGAAUUACGAAAUUGGCAAGAACAAGUUCGACAAUUGGAAGACGCCCUCACAAGAUGCAAAGCUCAGCAAGGUACCACGGAAACACAAACGUUGGAACUGCAAAAACAACUUCAAGAAGCAAGAGAAGAAUUGUCGCAAAAGGACGUAGAACUCGACUCGUAUUCAGGUCUAAUGGAGCGGAUGUCCAGCUACCAAUCUAGGAUUGAGGACCUGGAAGAAGAGCAACAAUUCAAGGCAAACCAGCUUGCAGCUUCGAUGACCGAGUUGCAGCAAACCAAAGAACAACUAAAUCAACUUUUAUCCGCCCCUAAAGAUGUAUCCGAGAAAAUAGAAUUGAAUGCAGUGAAACAGCUAAACAAUGACUUGCAAAAGAAAAUCGAACAACUAGAGUCUGAGUUAGCCGCCGCAAAAGCUUAUUCUAAAGAAUUGAUAGAAAAUUCUGCUGAUAAGGAGGAAUUGUUGAAAACCAUUGCAGCGCUCAAAUCAGAGAUACAAGCAGUUCAAGGUAUAGUGAAGGCACAGGAAGAGGAAAUUAUAAGAUUAGAAGGGGAAUAUGGAAUACCUGGUUUAGUUCAACAGUUUUCAGACCAUCGAUUUUCACCCGACGUUCGAAUAAAAUCUUCGGCACUAGGAGACCGACCGAUGUCUGCUGAAGCAUUAGAACGAGGAGCUCGACCUAGAUCGGCUGGAGCAACCGGAAUAACCGGUAUUGAUACUACCGUAGCUCUAAACCGAGAAGCUCGACUAAUAUCAGCUAGCGCAGUCGGUGCAGCUGGUACACCCGGUACCAUUGUUGCUCCAUUAGGAGCUCGUGCAAAAUCUUCAGGAGCAAUCGAAGAUACCCACUCAUUUGCACGCGAAGCACGACUACAAUCCGAUGGAUCAAUACACGGCGAAGAUUAUGCACGGGCAACUUCUCUUCCACCAGAAGCGCUACCAAAAUCAGCUGAAGCAAUUGACAGAGCUCAGUGGGAUGAGGCCAAAGCUGUGUCACCGGAAGCCAAGUUAACUUUUACUGGAGCACAUCAUGAAAUUGAUUCAGCACGCGUCAUUUCUCGUUCACCAGGAGCUCGAUCAAAAUCAGCGAGAACAAUUGGUGAAAAUGAUGCUGAAGAAGGUACGACACAUUCGCCGGAAGCCCAGUCUAAACUUACGAGUCCAAACGGUAAAGAUGGUUCUGCUAGGAUAACAGCAGGAAGAAUAUCUGCUGCAGCAUUCGGGGAAGCUGGAACAGUUGGAGCAAGAGCUCGAACAAAAUCUGCCGGAUCAAUCAGUGAAACAGGAUCAGCUCGUGAACGAGAUCGAAUCAAAUCUACCGGACCAGUCGUUGAAGUUGGAUCGACUCAGCCAGGAGCUGAAGCUAGUUCGGCAGGGACAGUAGCUCGAAGGAAGCCGGCUGGAGCGAUCGGCAAAGUUGGCGCGACAAAAGUAGGAACCGGACUCCGAACAAAAUCCGCUGGCGCAGUUGAUGAAGAAGUUACUUCACCAGAUGAUCAAUUGGAAUCUGAUAUGGAAGGGAAUACUGCGAUUUCACCAGAAACUCAAUUAAAAUUCUCCGACGAACUAGAUCGUAGUGUGAACUUCCAAGAUAAUGUAAAAGAGCUCGGAGCCAACAAAACGGAAAUAGAGGGAAGGCCAAUGGAUAGCUCUAAAGUCAAAAAAUCUUCCAUAACUGCGGAAGAAGUUAUAUCGCAACUCAAUGAAAAUUUCAUCACAAUAGGUGAAACUGUGGCUACUGGCAGUUCCGAUCCUAGCAGAACAAAAAUAAUUGCAUUGAAGAUAGUCCAGCAUGGCAUUAGUAUCUUAAUAUUGCCUGAACUAGAUCACCUGCAUCGUGAAAUUUAUCGUGCUACACUCGACCGUUACCUUACACUGGGAAAAACUGUGCAAUUCUUGGAUAAUGCUUUCUGCGAUAACUGUAAUAUCCUCAAUACAAUGCAAACGAUGGGGAACAAUGAAAUGCGGGCAAUGAUUUCUUCUUCUACUCAAGUUCCGAUUGCAAAUCCGUUACUGUUGGACGACCAAAUACCGACUCGUCUGCCACCUGAACACUCGCAUCGUCCGCAAGUCGAUGGUACUGCACCUAAGCCGAAACAAAGGGCUAAAACGGCUAACUUUGCUGAUACUAAAGAUUCUAACGAAACCCAGCAAGUAUUUGCACUGUUUACAAAGGGCUCAUCAUUGCAUCCGAAUAAAAAAACCAAUAACCGCCUACUGAUCGAUAAAUGCAGGACACGUCCUUGGAGAUCACCAAAGACCCCACCGAAGUAAAUACACCAAGUUCAUCAAAAACAUUUUAAAAUUUAUUAGUGUUCUAUUUUUUGUUAUAUUUCAUUUAAACUGAU